CUUGUAUUUAUUUAUGAAUAUUUUUCAGCAAUUGUUCACAAAGUAACUCCACGCUCCUUAUAACUAUCAUUCCUAGCCGUUCAAAAAUAGGACUAACAGUGGUGUCAGAUGCACCCCGUCGGCCAUAAUGGACGAGACAAAGUUGAUGAUCCAUUCAUUACAAAAUGAGCAGAAAGAAAAUAUUUCAAGAAGAUACUGCAUGGUUUUCUUCCAGUGUUUCACAGAAAUUUAAGAAUAUUUGGAAAAAAAAUGGUGGGCAAAGGGCUCCAUUGGAUUCAGCCAUGUUUGUUUUCAGCCAAGAUUUCAAUGCACCAGACACACUACAAAUCUUCACAAGUGAGGCCUACUUGAGUGAACACUUGGCUGUCCUACACCCAAUGUUUAUAUCUGACAGUGAUUCCAGAGGUUCCAAGUCUGUCCUUAUGGACUAUAAGCUCCCUCCAGAGGAAGUGUACAAAGCAACAAGAGAGAAAGGGGUUUACAAAUGGGACAGUAAUUCAACCUUGAAGGAAGAUGAACAGCAGAGUAGGACAGGCAGACAGACACGCAGUAGGGGAAAGGUAACUCAGACUGAAAAUGAGGAUGUAGCUGCAUCAGGCAAGCCUAAAGCCAGAAAAUUGACCACAGAAAAUAGCCACCCAAAUCAGAUGACCAGAGAAAAGACAACAGAAAAGAAAGAAGCGGAAGAUGCCGGUACGAAAGACACAGGUUUAGAACAUAUGUGCCAUAUUGAUGAUAUUCCUAAAAUAACUGGAGUACUGGAAGAAUUUAUUCCUGGACAAAACGGUUGUGAAGUAUUCAGAAAGUAAACAGCUCAUAAAAAAAAUUCAAUGGGUUUCACAGUCUAAAAAGAAAGUAAUGACACCUGCAAGAGGAGAAGUAAAUUUAAGCCUUGUGGUAAGCAGAUAAAUGCUGUUAUACUGAACAUGUUUGUGUGUGAAAAUAUUUGAGGACAAGCCUGAUAAUUGUUUUUGCUGGAGAAUUUAAAGGAGAGAGUUGCUGAACUGGAACUAAUGAUUUUGAUUAGUCAUAGUGACAUUGGAAUUGUGGAUUUGGACUUCAUAUACCUUACCUUGAAAUAAUAUUUUUUUAUUGUUUAAUGAUAAUCUAUAGAUCUGAUAAUUAAUUUAUCUUGAGAGAGUAUUUUGAUAAUGAGAGCUUUAAAGAUUUACUUGUCAUGCUAUUAUUUUUCAUUAUUAAUUUUAGAAAAAUCAAAUAAAAAAAUAAAUUUAUAAAUAGGAUAAAAAUCAUCACACAGCAGUGGAUAACAACAGUUUUAUUGAACAUGAAGUAACACAUAUUUCAAACAUUUUCCUUGUAAAAAUGACAUGGUCUUUUUUUUUUUCACUAAUUUCAUUUCAAGAUUGAUUGCAUAGAGAAAAGUAAAGAACAUUUUGUAAAAAAGUGUAUAUAGCACAUUUUGUAAUAU
Saccostrea cuccullata (small rock oyster) is the source of this 1429-nucleotide messenger RNA. Its product is annotated as telomere repeats-binding bouquet formation protein 2-like. Bases 165 to 809 code for a protein of 214 amino acids. Gene Ontology annotation, cellular component: nuclear inner membrane. The transcript has 7 exons. Lineage: Eukaryota; Metazoa; Mollusca; Bivalvia; Ostreida; Ostreidae. Gene Ontology annotation, biological process: homologous chromosome pairing at meiosis; meiotic attachment of telomere to nuclear envelope. The record is from RefSeq and is a predicted model, not a curated record.